AUGACGAGUACAACGACAGAAGCUCAAUUACCCAAUUUUUCUUUCGAUAUUGAAAGUGUGAGUCAACGAGCUUUAACAAAGCCUGUGGAUCAAGUUAUUCCUAUUAGUGGCAAUUCAGGUGUAAAUGGCUAUUCUGGUGCUGAUGGUUUAUCCGGAUCUUCUGGAUGUAAUGGUGGAAUAGAUGAUUGUGGUACUAGAGGUGAUGAUGGUAGUGAUGGACUUGAUGGUCAAUCAGGUCAUCCUGGUACAAAUGCUCAACACGCAUUGAUCUGGUUAAACGGAACAGUUGACUACCUCAAUAUGCAAGUACAAACAUUUCAAACAUUAAAUAAUCCAUACAAUUAUUCUCCUGGUAUUAAUUGGAAUUUCGCCCAAUCCCUUAGCAAUGUCUAUUAUAAUUUUCAAUUGGAUAAAUCAAAUGGAAUCAUUCUGGUAAAAGCUGUAGGAGGCAACGGUGGAGAUGGAGGACGAGGAGGAGACGGAGGAUGCGGAGGUCGUGGAGGAGAUGGUGGUCGCGGUUGUGAUGGUACAGAUGGAUAUAACUCUCACGAUGAAGGUGCUUCUGGAGGAUGUGGCGAUCGUGGUGGAGAUGGAGGGAACGGAGGGUGUGGAGGCAAUGGUGGGAAUGGAGGACGAGGAGGAGAUGGUGGAGAUGCAGGUGCUGGUGGUCAUGUCCAAGUUCGAAGUGCAGAUCUUCGAUUAUUUAUGUUGAUUGAACCGGAUUGUCGAGCGGGAGAAAGAGGUAGAGGUGGUGGCGGUGGGAGCGGCGGUUCAAGAGGCAUUGGUGGUGCCGGAGGAUCUGGCGGUAGGGGUGGACGUGGUGGUCAUGGUGGGCCAGGCGGCGUAAGUGGUUCUGAUGGUAUGAGUGGUUCAAGCGGAUCAUGCGGUAUGAGUGGUUACGCAGGUAGCGAUGGUUCCCAUGGUCGCGAUGGUCGUCCUGCAAGCCACGGUUCAAUUCAAUAUGCUGUAAUUGAUAUAAGUGGUAAUAUUCUAGAAACAGGGCCUGAUAAAUAUCAUGCUAGUGUCGGUGGUUAUACUAUUACAGAUGAAAAUAACGAUGGAAUUUACGAGCCUGACUCAAAUUUUUUUAUUACUAACGUUAAAUGGACAAAUAACGGCGCACUGACCAUGCCUGGCGGAUGUAUAUUAUCAUUUCCAUCUACAAAAUAUAUUACGAAUGAUGCAGAAGAUGUUAGUGUAUUGCCAGGUAUUCGUAUCAAUCAAGUUUUGGUUGAUUCUCAUCAAUUUAAAUGCCAUCUAGAUGCUCCACGUAGUCUUUCAAUCAAUCGACCAUACAAACAACCCGUUAAAAUAACAUCAGAAAUACGUCUAUUAAAUCGUUUAUUUAGCGGCAGUCAAGUUUCAGCUUCGUUUACCUGUCAAUAUCCAAUUCAAAUAACAAAAAUUGACAUUCCAACUUUUCUAGGUCCUUAUGAACGGGCUACUGUUACAGUUAGUUUUACCAAUAUUUCUGGACGAUCAUAUGGUGCAUGUUCGGAUUCAGCUGGUUCAAUCGAAUGUAUAUUCUCUACUCAUUCUUUACUAAAAAUUUUACCAGCCAAUGGAGAAUAUUUUUACGAAAUAACAUCCGAUGGUUAUGGUCACUACAAAAUUAAUGAAGAGAUUGCACCUCGAAAAACAAAACAUAUUAAAGGACGGGUGGCGUUAAGGCCACUUUUCAUACCCAGAUAUUUUCAAGAAAAAAC
Messenger RNA from Rotaria sordida, 1706 nucleotides. The record is from the annotation of a GenBank genome assembly. NCBI's taxonomy places the organism in Eukaryota, Metazoa, Rotifera, Eurotatoria, Philodinida, Philodinidae.